GCUUUUUCUGGUGCGUCACACAAAAAGUAAAUUGAGUAAAUUGAGAUUUUUAGGUCGUGUUCCCUGACCAGUGGAAUUCGUUCCCAAUACGCCUGCACAAAAAAUCGGACCUUUUUUUCUCAAUUUACUCAAUUUACUUUUUCGCCGGGCGCUUUUUUUUCCCGGUUUUUUUCGGCAAGCCUGCCGUUUUCUUUUUUUGCGUCGACGAUUUUUCUUUGCCAGAAAACUUCGGUUAUUUUUUUCCUGGGCUGAGAUCUGGCCGGAUUUGUAUAGCAUGUGGCGCGGAGAAAUCGCAGCAACAGUCUCUUCCCAAUAGUAGUAGCUCCAUCUAGCAGCACUAGCCGCGAAGCGGUGCAAUAGUCGGCGACUGUGGGGACAACCGAAAGGAGCAAACAGGGCGACACAGGAGACGGAGACAACAGCUGCGGGGCUACAUAGCGAAGUCAUGUCGAAAAAGCGGCGCCAUUUUUUUAAUUUCAAUCUACUCAAUUUCCUCGACUUGGGAAUUUGGACCUCUUGACCCUACCAUAAGCUCCAAUACAACGAAGCCCGGGAACCAACGCCGCCGCAAGCCAGUAGCUCCGGAACCACGACCAACACGUUUACGUUCAAUUCUUCGAGUAUGACAAUACCUCCUCUCCCCCUCAUUUGUCAUGCAAAGUACCAAGCCGACUCCUUUCCCUUAAGCACUGCUUGCAUGACAGAUUUCGGAAGCUGAGCCAGCACAUGAAUCGGUCGCGAAGUUGUCAUGCAAAAGCUGCAUUUAUACCAGCCCUUGUGUUGCUGCUUAUGCCUUUCAAACGAGGGGGGGCGGGAGUUGUGCACUGUCAUAUCGAGCAACAACAAAACACAAUCUUCUUCUUCCUCCGCCGAAAAGCUGCACCACGUGCCGAAAAACGAGAUAAGUUCGGUGACCAGCUUAUAACGGUAAAAUUGGUAUUCGUAUUCAAAAAACGCAAAAAAUUUUCCCCCCGUCAAGGGCUGCCGGCGACGCAACUGAAGGUGGUGCUGCAGCGAGAGGUCGAGAACAGAACAGGUAAGUAGGCGGCGUUCGGCGACCCUGCUAAUUUUGAGUGGUAUUUUUGGAAUAAUGGAAUGAAUCUACAUUAACCUAGCUAGCUUGUCGUGGUGGUAGAUAGUUCAAAAUGUAGCAUGCACUUGUAGAUGUGAUUUCGCAUAUCGUGACUUGUCGCCGAUUUUUCUGGAGAGACGUAGCUCGACCAGGCUGCGCAUGUUGGGCACCACUUGGUGCCCAAGUCGGACACCGUGGUGGACCUGCUGUUGGACCGAGCCGGGCGACCCCAACUGAUUAUCUUACUCGCCGAACAUCUCAAGUGCUAGCUAUUUUGAACUAUCUAACACCACGACAAGCUCAUACACUUCAUUCGCAUUCGCAUUCGUCAUCAAAUAGCCUCGCAUUCAAAAAUAAAGAACAAAAGGUCGGCGCAGACGAGGUUGAAGCCGGGGGUCGUCGACGUUGGACGGUGGACGGAGGAGGUUGUUCUGGUGGGCUGAGAGGGGGCUCUAAAUUUUUUGUAUAUUGAAUAAGAAUACCAAUUUUACCGCUAUACAGCUCUCAAGUGCCGAAAAACGAGAUAAGUUCGGUGACCAGCUCUCAAGAAAUGCGGACGACACCGAAAAAGAACAACAACAAUCGCGGGCAAGUGUCACAAUAUUCACAGUAAAUUUCCCGUACACGUACACAUGCGGUCUCUGCAUGACAAAAAUUGGCUUCGAUCCUAGUCUAGCAUUACAAGUUUUACGCUUCAAAGUGGUGAAAUUUGUGAUGUAUAUCUUGUACAUGUACGGGAAUAAAUUUGUAUUGCAUACAACAAUCACCGACACAAGUCUCACGGAUCCGGCGACGAGCUCCCGAGAGUUUAAAUCCAGACCCACCUCUGCCGGGGAGCACGACCUGAAUUCGGAAAUCACGCCCUCCAUUGUGCAGCCGUUCACCAUGGCACAGUAUGCCGUGCAGCAAGCCUUGCCGCCGGAAUUCGGGGCAGAAGGAGGUAUCUUGAUGGUGCGCAAAAAAUAUUUCAUCUCGUUUUUAAUAAUCGUCCACCUCCCUCAGGGACGUUCUAGUGCAGAGCAAUGAACAUUAACUGUUGAGGACUUAUUUUUGAAAUGGAGGUCAUGGUGAUGAUCAUGAUCAUCUCUUCAUGUGCUUCAACAUUUCUUGUUCGCUAGCGUUCUAAACAACUUUUUUUUUAGUAGAAGUCAGCCCAGAAAUGCAUUUGUCGACGUCCUCGUACUGCAGUAUGAAGCUGCAUCAGAGUCAAGACCCACCUUGUCCCGUCCCAUCAAUAUCACAGCCCAGCAACAAGGCUCCAAGUCCAAACUGUCCAAAACCCCGAGUCUGGGGCAUUCGAGCAACAGCAAGCGGCCGUCAUCAAACGGAUCGAUUUUGCAGGACGAGUCGGCCGUGCAGUCACAGGCCCUGAGCAAUUACAAUAACGGAGGUGGGGUUCCAGCAGGAGAGCAUAGCCAGAGCAUAUCAAAUGCAAAAAUGUCUGGGUCUGGAAACUUGUGAUGCUGGGUGGCGUAUCAUGAGGAGGCCAGAAGUGCUGGCUCAGCAUGACAAGUUUCUGAGCUUCUAGGUGUUGCUUAUUCUGCAUGACAAACUGCGUUUCUGCAUGACAGAAAAAAGGAGCUCUUGAGUAACGUGCGCGACAGAUUUAAGAGUCAUGCCAGACAAGCAUGACAAACAUGCACUCUUCCAGACCCAGACACUUUUACAUUUGAUAGAGCAUAACAGCACACAACAAGCAGAGCAGUCGAUCUUCGUCGAAUAAAAAACCACCUUAUCACAGGAAAAAGUGUUAACGUUAACAAUGUUCACAGAUUGCAGUCAUGCAUCACAAAUGUAGUCCAAUAUGCAUGCUAUGCAUGACAAAUUCUGACACGUUUUGUGAUGCAUUGCUGCAUCACAAAUUCCGUUAACGUUAACUAACACUUUUUCCUGUGAUACACCUUCGACGGAGCGGAAAAACAGCAGCAGUGCCGGUGGUGGUGGAACGGCUUCCACUUCAGCGCAGGCUGAACGGCGGAAUAGUAACUAUCUGAUGAACAAAAAGACCCCCACGACAAAAGCCUUCCAGUGGACCUGUUUUGACGAUAUGGAGAUGGUGAAAGCGAUAUUUUCUGGCAAUCCGACUUCUCCACUGAGUCACAUGCUAAACAUAAGGAGACUCGACGUCCUGUCCAACGACUUGCGGAAGCUGGUGCACAGCUGUUUAGUCUGGGACCCGGUCUUAUCCUGUGCAAAAGUAUCGUACUAGUAUCUAUAAAUCGCAUGACAAAUUUCCUCCGCAUGAAAGAUGAAAUUUGUAAUGCGAAUUUACCCUAACAAUGGAAUUUGUAAUGCAUAAAUGCGAUUACGAUUAGUACGACUACGAUACUUUUGCAGUUCAUACGUCUUCCGCCCAGCCUCGAGCUCGUUCCAGUUACCCGAAAUCCAGGCACAGUACGUCAUGGAGAUCGCGGUAUGGAUUGCAAAAGCAUCGUACUAGUAUGAAUUGCAUUACAAUAAAUUCACAUAGCAUUACAAAUUUUAAAUUUGUAUGUAAUGCGAAUAUGCCUCAAGAAAAAGACUUGUAAUGCAUAAACGCAAUUAGUACAACGAGUGCGAUACUUUUGCAAUGCAUACGCGGCGAAACUAAGCGAAUCCCGCAAGGCCAUCGACGGUCAACCGGGGAACGCCGGCCUGCUCAUAUGCAUUGAAAAUAUGUCGGGGUCUGGGAGAAUACAAGUACUUAUAUUGUCAUGCUUGUCUCACAUGACUAUUGAACCUGUAAUGCGUGAGCAGGAAAAGAGCCUCUUGCCCGUCAUGCAAAAAUGUAGUUUGUCAUGCGGAAAGCGAAAGAACACCACUUGUCAUGCGUGGCUGCCUAUUCCAGUGUCCCCACAAUUCAUAAAUUAGCAUCACAAGUUUCCAGUAGACCAAGACACAUUUGCAGUGCAUAGCACAGCUCCGGAUUCAAUUCCGCAUCCGCCACCCCAAACUUGCUGCCGCAGAGACGGCAGGGGCUGCAGGGCCGAGGGCGGGCAGUCGCGGCGCCGCCCAAAGCAACGGACCGGUGUGAUGUGGCGAUGAACCCAAAAAAGCGAAGUCCAGAAAACCGGGGGGCGAAUACCGGUGGACAAUCGGAGCAGGCGUGAAAAUAACGAUUUAAGUUGGUGCGCUGUACUUUCAGGAGUACUGACGUAGCAGACGGAUUACAAAUAUACUUUACUUGAAUUACAUUUACAAAUAUACUUUACCUGCUGAAAACUGAAAUACUAAAGAUACCAAAAUCAAAUUCAAUUCCAAGCACAUAUUUCGAUAGAGUACAGAAAUAAGACUUCCUCACCUGAGAGGUAGCUUGAGGACGCGUAGUUACACAAACAAAAGGCAAUAGUAACACAAACAAAAAGUAGUGAAAUAGCAAGCAGAGCAACUCAAACAUUGUCGAGAGAAAUAUAGCAUCAUUCCCUUGUAAAAAAACGAAACGGCAGAAAUACCCACGCUAACUGUAAUUAUUUUUUCGUUCCUGUGUGUCUGAUACUCUUACUGUUCAGAAGCACCACUAGACUUACUGAGUGUAGUCCUUCUACUGGACUGUUCCAGAUUUUAGAAACGCAAAAAGAUGAACACCUUACUUACUCGGAAAUAAACAGGUGGAUGCGCAUGAUUAUGAUAUCACGCUUCCACUUUUGGAAGCUGAACAUUGUGAUUGCGGAAGAUAAAACCCUUCAAAUUUCACUUCUUCAAAAAAUUGAUGAGCUAUCGGUCUAUAUUCGGUACGAGUAGUAGUUCAGUACACACAUCAUAAGGUUGCAGUUGCUCGUCCGUCCCAUAGUUGUAUCCUGCUGACAUGUGAAGAGCAAUCAUAUGUAAGUAAAAUAAAUCGCAUAAGUGGUAAAGUUUCAGAAACUGUUAUGAUUAUGUUGAAGGCUGUAAAAGCUUUGUUUUUGAACGAGGUAAAAAUCUACUACUGGACGAAGACCCAAACGUUCUCUGAUGGUGUGUAGGUGAGAAGGAUGCCAGGUGACAAUGAUGAUAAUCAUUUACGCGAUGAAACGAU
Molecule: messenger RNA, 5066 nt
Organism: Amoebophrya sp. A120
Lineage: Eukaryota; Dinophyceae; Syndiniales; Amoebophryaceae
Source: the annotation of a GenBank genome assembly